CUCUUGUCUCUGGUAUCUGCGUUGAGAACGUGAGAGAGAGAGAGAGAUUUUUAACCCUUCCCUGGUUAAAGUAAGGCGGUAAUAGAAUGAGUCCGAGAGCAAAACUCAAUACAGAGAAGGGAGGGAAGUAUUUAAUGAAGAAUGAAAAAACCCAUUAUUGUUGUUGGCAUUCUCUUAAAAAAAAAAAAAAAAAAACUCUAUUUUCGUUUUCCCAUUUUGCAUGGCUGCUUCUCUGUCGCCUUCUCUUGUGCUUCGCAACCACGAACUAUAGCAACACCCCUCUUUCUGAAACUCCUUUCUCUUUUACUUCUCUGCAUCUUUCCUUCUCUCUACCGUUCACUUGCUUUCAGUAGUGUAAUCUUUCCUCUGUCUUCACGACGCUUAUUGUGUUGAUCUCUGUUUCUUGUUUGAUUCUUGAGGAAUUGUUUGUUAACUAAGCUUUUCAUUUUCUUGAUUGGUUGUUAUCUUAUAUUUUAGGUAUAAUUUGGUCUUGGAUUUUCUCAUUUUCAAUAUCCAUGUGACAGCAUUUUUUCUUUCUCUAGCCUGAUACUGUGAAGUGAUGAGGUUUUAGUUGUUUGCAGGAAGUGGAGCUGAUGAUGGAGGAUAUUGACUGGGAAGCAGACAAGAUGCUUAAUUUCUACAUUCAUGAUUAUAUGGUGAAAAGGAAGCUGUACAAGGCUGCCCAGACAUUCAAGAAGGAGGCAAAUAUUCCUUCCAAAACUGCAGCGCUUGAUUGUCCUGAAGGUUUUUUAGUGGAUUGGUGGUCAUUAUUCUAUGAUAAGUAUUUCUAUAGAGAGCUGCAGCAAUGUGAGAUGAAUCAGCAAAGACUUGGACAGCUUCCUAUAGAAAUUGAUGUUGCAAAAAUGCCACCGGCUGGCAUGUUGGCUGCCCAAAUAGGUGGGGGGGAACGUCUCAGACAUCCUUUAUCUAAAGCUUUGCCACCCAAUGUCCGGCUUGCCAAUUGUGAAAAAAUGGCUUCCUACAAAUCAAUGGUUCAAAGUCUUGGCAAUGUACAACAACAAGCUUGUGCAGAGACUCAACAGAUUUUUAUGAGAGGUGGCAGACAAGGUGUUGGUUUGAGCAGGUUGCAUCCCUCAGAGCCAACUCUCUUUGGUGUUCCAAAAGCCAUGAUCCCCAUAACUGCGCCUCCUGAAGCUGAGUUAAACAAAGGCAUUGGUUCAGUGCCUUUGAGUGGCUGGCCUUUAGCUGGUAUUGACCAAAUUCCCCCAGGUUUGGGGAGGCAAGUAUUAAAGUCACAUUUGCAGACACCAAUCCAACAGUAUCAGAUGAUGGCAGCUCAACGUCAGCAAGAGCUCAUUGCUCAGUCACUCACACAUACACCAACAAACCUGAUGUCAUCUCUUUCAGGGACCUCAUCUAAUUUGGAUCUGCGAAGGUUGAUGCUUCUAAAGCAUGGCUUGAAUGUGAAUGUUGAACAAAGGGAUGGUUGUGUUGAUUCUCAACGAAUCAUUUCUUCUUCAACUAAUGCAGUCCCAAAAACUAGUGGUGACGUACCAAAAUAUGAGGGAGGAAGAAAGAGGAAGGAAUUGUCAUAUCCUGUGGCUGCAAGUGGUACCAUGGCAAGAGAUACUCCUGGGGCUUAUGCAGAAUCUCUGAUGCCACCACGCGAUAAAAUUUCUACCCCUAUUGCUUUAUUACAAAACUACAGGACUUCAAGAAAGCUAGAUACGCAUGGCACUGAUAGAACUGGAUUGGCUGAAACUUCAGGAAAGGAGGGUAGGCCUGAUGUGGCAGAGGGCUCAUCAGAUGCAAAUGUGGAAUCGUUCUUGUCCCAUGAUACUGGCAUUGAUGAUCUGAGGGGUACCCCAUUCAGCACUAUGUUGCAGAGUUCUACUGCGCGUAACAGGAUGGUUCCCAAAGGCUUUUCUUUUGGAGAAGUUUGUACCCUAAGUUCUAAAAGCAAAGUCCUCUGUUGCCAUUUCUCAUCUGAUGGGAAGUUAGUAGCUAGUGCUGGGCAUUCUAAGAAGGUGAUAGUUUGGAAUUUAGAUGCCGUUGAUUUCAAGUGUUCUUCCGAGGACCACUCCCUUCUGAUUACAGAUGUUCGAUUUAGACGAAGUUCAAGUAUCUUGGCAACGUCGUCUUAUGAUAGAACUGUACAGAUUUGGGAUACAAAUGAUCUCAGCCAUUCAUUAUGCAAGCUUAUUGGACAUAGUGAACAAGUGAUGUCAUUGGAUUUCCACCCUAAAAAAAUGGACCUUCUUUGCUCAUGUGAUGGCAACAAUGAGAUCUGGCUCUGGAAUGUGAAUCGCCAUGAAUGCACAUGCAAAUUCAAGGGUGGUAUGACACAAGUCAGAUUCCAACCCCAAGUUGGUCAACUUCUAGCUGCUGCUUCUGGGAAUACCAUCAACGUACUUGAUGUUGAGACUGGAAGUGUACAGUUCAACUUGAAGGGGCACAUCAAGGAAGUACAAUCAAUCUGCUGGGACAAAAGCGGGAAGUAUAUCGCUUCUGUUAGUGAAGACCGCAUUCGUGUCUGGUCAGCUUUAUCAGGUGGAGAAUGUGUGCAUGAACUGUGUUCAAGUGAUAACAAGUUCAAAUCCUGCACCUUCCAUCCACGAUAUUCCCUACUUUUGCUUAUUGGUGGUUAUCAGUCCCUGGAAUUAUGGAAUCCAAUGUCAACUUGUAAAGCAAGGUCAUUUCCAGCUCAUGAUGGGGUGAUUACUGCAUUAACAAACUCGCUUUGUACUGAAAUGGUCGCCUCAGCUAGCCUUGACGGUUGUGUGAAGUUAUGGAAAUGAGAGUUUGUUUCUUUUUUGUGUCUACUGGGUGUUUCAGCAGCUUUGAAAGGAGGUAGCAUAAAUUUGUUUUCAAGCCAAGUAUUCCUGGAGCACACCAUGGUCAGGGAAGGAAAUAGUUGGGUGGAAAUUUUUGUAAUUGAGAAAAUGAACCAGAUGUCUUGCUGAAUAUCUUCGACCACAACAGUUUGAAAGAAAGUCAAUUUUUUGGUAACGAACGAGAGCAGAAUAUCAAACUGAGACCUAAAUCAUCUGGAAUUUAGUGCAGGGAAUAGAAUAUGUUGAACCCUGUUGAAUAUGCCAUCCUGGAUCACAUUCUAAUACACAUUCAAUUGUAGUUACUUACAUGAAAUGCUAGAUUUGAAAACAGGACUAGGGAUGAAAACAUGUACAUAUGUGAAAAGAAAAUUACAGACUUGGCUGCAUAUUGUGAAUGGAAUGAAAUUUUCUAGUGUCAUAUAGUUUAAA
This is a messenger RNA of Macadamia integrifolia, 3224 nucleotides long. RefSeq names its product transcriptional corepressor LEUNIG-like. Bases 594 to 2759 code for a protein of 721 amino acids. Gene Ontology annotation, molecular function: transcription corepressor activity; protein binding. The record is from RefSeq and is a predicted model, not a curated record. The transcript has 15 exons. NCBI's taxonomy places the organism in Eukaryota, Viridiplantae, Streptophyta, Magnoliopsida, Proteales, Proteaceae.